AGAUCGAAACUCGUAUGACUGUAUUUUUGAAUCUGACCACAACCACCGUUGCAAGUACUAUUCUCGAACCAGGCUAGCGGUCAGGUUUCUUGCUAUCUGACAAGACUCUCCCCUAUCCAAAAGUCGCUACCGACUCUGGAGGAACUAUUCUUACUCCUCGAUCAUCGUAGCAGCAUUACUUGGUUGCUAUUGUCAGCUAGACCAUACCAUGGACGAUACCAGAAAGCCUCAGGACUCACGUCUGCACGACCUGCCGACACCGGAGCCCGAUUCUCCUUCUUUGCUCCAUCCUAGAAGGCCUUAUGCGUUCUCGACGCUUUGUGCUACUGUAGAGAACCCAAAUUCCUCGCACAAGGACCAACAUGGAAGUUCUAGCGUGCCAAUCUAUCAAACGGCCACGUUCAAGGGUGUUGGUGGGGAAUACGAUUAUUCGAGGAGUGGGAACCCAACCCGAACUCAUUUAGCGGGCUCCGAAUCUGCUUGGGAGUUAUUAUACUCCAGUAUCUCUCCCCCUUUAUUCAGACGUCGCCGGGCAUCAGAGAACCUUAUGCCCCAUUCGUGCAGACGCUCCAUUGCCAUUGGUUUGCAUCUAGAACACGGAACACACGGCUGAUCUUGUUCUGUAGAACAUCAUAUUGCCAAGAUAUCAUCUGCUUCUCAUGCAUUUACCGUGUCAUCGGGAAUGGCUGCCCUGGAUGUCAUCACCCGACUCCUGAAGCCUGGCUGCGAAGUCAUCGCGGGAGAUGAUCUGUAUGGAGGCACGAAUCGUCUUCUGACGUACUUGCGAACCCACAUGGGUGUAACCGUACACCAUGUCGAUACUACGGAUCCCACAUCCGUAAUUCCUGUCUUGAAUCCUGGCAAGACAGCCAUGGUUUUAUUAGAGAGCCCGACGAAUCCGCUUCUCAAGGUCUGUGACAUAGCACGCAUCAGUGCAUUGGUGAAGGAGAAGUGUGAAGAAGCUGUCGUUGUUGUUGAUAACACGAUGAUGAGCCCAUACUUGCAGCGUCCCCUCGAGCAUGGUGCCGACAUUGUGUACGACAGUGCUACGAAGUACCUCAGCGGACACCACGAUCUCAUGGCUGGCGUCAUUACUUGCAACAAGGAUGACUUGGCUAAGCAAAUGGCCUUCAUCAUUAACUCGAUAGGAAAUGCUUUGACUCCGUUUGAUUCUUUCCUUCUCUUGCGAGGGAUCAAGACGCUCGCCAUCCGCAUGGAUCGCCAACAAUCGACUGCAUUGCUCGUGGCACAGAUGCUGUCCAAGCUUGGCUUUGUGACUCAUUAUCCAGGUUUACCGAAUCAUCCUGGUAAAGAAAUUCACGAACGAAUCGCCGAUGGAUACGGCGCUGUACUAUCUUUCGAGACGGGUGACAAAGAACUCAGUGAACGCAUCGUCGGAGCUACACGUCUCUGGGGUAUCAGUGUCAGCUUCGGAUGCGUCAACAGUUUGAUCAGUAUGCCUUGUGUCAUGUCGCACGCUUCUAUCGAUCCUGCUGUUCGUGCUGCUCGUGGCCUUCCAGAAGAUCUCAUUCGUCUUUGUGUGGGUAUUGAGGACCCUGGAGACCUCUUGGAUGACCUUCAGCAUGCCCUCCUCGAGGCUGGAGCUGUUACUCUAGCGGCGAACGAUUUCGUUCGUAUUCCCAACGCGGUCAACAAGGCCGUCGAGAAACUCGCCCUGGGUGAACCAAUGGUCCGCCGAGGAGGUGAACAACAAAGAGAAUGGUUCGUCAGCGCUCCUGGAAAGGUCAUUCUCUUUGGAGAACAUGCUGUGGUGCAUGGUGUGACCGCUAUCGCAGCAUCUGUCGACCUUCGCUGUUAUGGGCUAGCCUCUCCCCGGAACGACGGCAAGAUAUCUGUCCAUCUAUGCAAUAUCGGCGAUCUAUACUAUGAAUGGGAUGUCAACGAUUUACCUUGGGAUGCUGCGGUGCCAAUAUUACCGGGUGGAACACAUCCCGACAACCUAGAUCAGAGACUCCUUAAUGCUAUCGGUCGCCGUGCGUUGCCAACUCCGGACAGAUUACCUCCGAAGUCGCACAGCGCAGCAGUUGCGUUCCUAUAUCUCUACAUGACACUCACCCACGGCGGACUCAAUAAAAGGCCAUCAUUCCAUCUCACCAUUCGGUCCACGCUACCUGUUGGCGCGGGUCUUGGUUCUUCUGCCGCUUUCUCCUCUUGCAUUGCAUCCGCGAUUCUCCUAGUGAACGAACGCAUCAACAUACCGCCCCUCCCCAAGCGUUCGCGCGCCCCUAGUCGCGCAGGAGACCCGGGACACGUUCACCUCUCACACCAGGGUCGUCGUGCCAUCCCCCCGGACGUAGCCAACGAGGUUAACAAGUGGGCAUUUGUGGCUGAGAAGGUCCUGCAUGGGAACCCCAGCGGUGUUGACAACGCGGUGGUCGUGUUUGGUGGUGCGUUGGCAUACACGAAACCCGGGUAUGGCAGGCAGAGUGGCAUGGAUCAGAUUCAAGGCUUCAAAUCUUUGAAAUUCCUCCUCGUGGAUUCGCAAGUUCCUCGGGACACGAAGCAGCUUGUGGCAGGUGUUGCCGCAAAGAGGGCGGCGGAGCCCGAGGUUGUCAACGAUAUCUUACAAACCAUCCAAAGUAUCUCUGAUGAGGCCAGACGUGCACUUUCGGACCCGGAGCUCCCCAGAACUCAUUUGCUUGCAGCGUUAACGGCUCUCAUCAAUGAGAAUCAUGCACACCUAGUCACUUUAGGAGUUUCUCAUGAGUCAUUGGAGAAGAUUCGCAAGAUGACAGCCGCAAAUCCUUAUGGGUUAAGCACCAAGCUGACCGGAGCCGGAGGUGGUGGUUGUGCCGUCACUCUCGUUCCGGAUGACUUCGACGAGGCCGCAUUGCGGCAACUGGUCUCAGACCUAGAAGGAGUUAACUUCAGGUCGUACCUGACCGCCGUAGGCGGUUCAGGGCUUGGUAUUUUGUCUCCAUACCAAGCUCAUCGACCUCGGGCUCGAUCCGCUGCUGGUCGGAAUGAGCUGCAGGUUCCGAUGACUCCUCCAGAGACGCCUGGCGACGAAGAUGAGGAGAACAUCGUCUUUGAAUCUUUGAACUCGGACUUUGGUAGUGUGGAUACAUCGGAACUGUCACAAUGGGCGGAGGCACGAGGACGAUGGUUAUACGUCUAGAACACAGGGCAAACGUCGCUUUCCAGUUCGUUUCGAUCUUAGUUUGAUAUGCAGUGUGAUAUGUGUUUGUGCAUUGUGUACUCUUAGAUGUGCCCUGUUUUGAUCUGAGUGUAAUGAAAUGGACGGAGAUUCCGUUUUCGGAGGUUC
Somion occarium is the source of this 3286-nucleotide messenger RNA. The record is from the annotation of a GenBank genome assembly. NCBI's taxonomy places the organism in Eukaryota, Fungi, Basidiomycota, Agaricomycetes, Polyporales, Cerrenaceae.